Molecule: messenger RNA, 1071 nt
Organism: Solanum verrucosum
Lineage: Eukaryota; Viridiplantae; Streptophyta; Magnoliopsida; Solanales; Solanaceae
Product: 8-hydroxygeraniol dehydrogenase-like
Exons: 5
Coding region: 1-1071 (356 amino acids)
Biological process (GO): lignin biosynthetic process
Molecular function (GO): zinc ion binding; cinnamyl-alcohol dehydrogenase activity
Source: RefSeq, a predicted model, not a curated record
AUGGCAAAAUCACAUGAGAAUGUAAAGGCCUUUGGAUGGGCAGCUAGAGACACUUCUGGUGUUCUUUCUCCUUUCAACUUUUCAAGAAGGGUGACUGGUGAAAAAGAUGUGCAGUUCAAAGUAUCGUAUUGUGGAAUUUGUCAUGCUGAUCUUCAUCAGCUCAAGAAUGAAUGGAGAAAUAGCAUCUAUCCCAUGGUACCUGGGCAUGAAGUUAUUGGUGUAGUAACUGAAAUUGGUAGCAAAGUGGAGAAAUUCAAAAUUGGAGAAAAAGUUGGAGUUGAAUGUUUAGUAGGAUCAUGUAAAAAAUGUGAAGACUGUGACAACGAUCUCGAAAAUUACUGUCCCGAUCAGAUAUUAACAUACAAUAAUGUCUACUCCGAUGGAACCACCACGUAUGGUGGUUACUCCAAUACAAUGGUAACGGAUGAGCACUACGUGGUCCACUGGCUAGAAAAUUUAUCAAUGGAAGUUGCUCCUCUGUUAUGUACAGGGAUAACAACUUAUAGUCCAUUGAAAUAUUUUGGACUUGACAAGCCUGGAAUGCACAUUGGUGUUGUAGGCCUUGGUGGGCUUGGACAUAUGGCUGUGAAAUUCGCUAAGGCAUUCGGAACCAAAGUGACUGUCAUUAGUACAUCUCUUAGUAAGAAAGACGAAGCAAUUGAGCGUUUAGGCGCAAACUCUUUUUUGGUCAGUCAUGACCCUGACCAAAUGCAGGAUGCAGCCGGCUCACUUGAUGGCAUCAUCGAUACUGUUUCUGCGGUUCACCCUCUACUUCCAUUGAUUAAUUUGUUGAAAACUCAUGGGAAACUUGUGAUGUUGGGCGCUCCUGAAAAACCAUUAGAGUUGCCCAUAUUCCCCCUACUUUUGGGAAGGAAGCUAGUGGUGGGGAGUCAGAUAGGAGGGAUAAAGGAGACACAAGAGAUGGUAGAUUUUGCGGCGAAGCAUAACAUAACACCAGAUGUUGAAGUCGUGCCAAUGGACUAUGUGAAUACAACAUUGGAGCGCCUUUUGAAAUCAGACGUGAAAUAUCGUUUUGUGCUUGGCAUUGACAACACAUUGAACAAGAGUUGA